This is a messenger RNA of Conger conger (European conger), 2624 nucleotides long. RefSeq names its product semaphorin-4E-like. The record is from RefSeq and is a predicted model, not a curated record. NCBI's taxonomy places the organism in Eukaryota, Metazoa, Chordata, Actinopteri, Anguilliformes, Congridae. Gene Ontology annotation, biological process: neural crest cell migration; positive regulation of cell migration; negative regulation of axon extension involved in axon guidance. Gene Ontology annotation, molecular function: semaphorin receptor binding; chemorepellent activity. The coding region runs from base 1 to 2211 and encodes 736 amino acids. The transcript has 14 exons.
AUGUGUCUCUGCCUGUAUGUUACUCUAGCGCUGUUCAGAGCGGAGGGGGUCUAUAAUUACACUACGUUCCUGCUGCGGGAGGACUUGGGUGUGCUGUUCCUGGGGGCUCGGGAUGCCGUCUACGCCCUGGACAUGAACGAUAUUUCCCGGAAGAGGGCGGAGCUUCCCUGGAGUGUCGCGGUGGACGAACGGACACAGUGCUCGUACAAAGGAAAGCACUAUGAGACUGACUGCAGAAACUACAUCCGGGUCCUGCAGAAGGCAGAUGAUGACAGAAUGUAUGUGUGUGGAACCAACGCGUUCAGCCCCACCUGUGCUUACAUGACAUACUCUGAAGGAGAACUGAGACUUGAUGAAAGAUGGGACAGAGGAAAGGGGAAAUGUCCCUUCGACCCCUUCCAGAGACACUCCUCCCUGGUGCUUGACGGGGACCUGUACUCUGUCACGGCCGCUAAUUUCAUGGGUUUUGAUCUGGCUUUAACGCGGACACCCCUGCGCACGCUGUCCACCAAGCCGACGCUGCGCACUUAUGACUCCAUGUACACUCUCAACGAGCCCGUCUUUGUGCACAUGGACGUGGUUCGGGAGAGCGAAGGCAGUUCGGAGGGGGAUGACGACAAGGUCUACACGUUCUUCAACGAGAACGCCGUGGAGUACGACUUUCCCGAUGAGUUCAUGGUGUCACGUGUCGCCCGUGUCUGCAAGGGGGACGUGGGUGGACAUCGAAUGCUGAGCAAGAAAUGGACGACAUUCCUGAAGGCCCGUCUGGACUGCCCCGGCCCGGAACCCAGCCUGCCCUACCUCAUCCAAAAUGUCUUCCUGCUGCAGCAGAGUGACUGGAGAAAAAGUGUCUUCUACGCUGUGUUCACCUCACAGGGUUCUUCGGACCUGUCAGUGGUGUGUGCGUACAGCACAGCCGCCAUGCGAGACGUGUUCUCUGAAGGACAUUACAAGGCACCAAUCAAAGACACCUCACCUGUGAAAUGGGCCACACAUUAUGGACAGAUACCUGACCCCCGACCCGGAGCAGGUAUUACUGAUGCAGCCAGGGAGCAGGGCAUUCAGAGUUCCAUGGAUCUGCCAGAUAAGACCCUGCAGUUUGUGAGGGACCAUCCCAUCAUGGACGAGGCUGUGAGGCCCCUGAACGGGGGGCCCCGGCUCCUGAAGAGGGGCCCGCUCUUCACCCGAAUCGUUGUGGACCGCGUGACGGCACUGGAUGGGCUCAGCCAUGACGUCAUGUUCAUCGGCACAGAGAACGGGUUUGUGCAGAAAGCUGUGAACUAUGAUGGCGAGAUGUUUAUCAUUGAAGAGGUGCAGCUGCUUCCUGUACCAGAGCCAAUCAAAACCCUCUGGCUUUCUAGCGUGACGGGCCAGCUGUACGCGGGAUCAGAGACCGCCGUGGUGCAGAUGGCGUUGAGCGAGUGCGGCCGCUACAGCUCCUGCCAGGACUGCGUGCUCGCCAGAGACCCCUACUGCGCCUGGGAUGCUACUGCAGCUCUCUGUGCUGCUGUGUCCAGCCUGGACUCCGCCUCAGACAGGUCGACUCACUUGUCUUUCAGGAACCUGAUUCAGAGUUUGAAAGAUGCAGACAUCUCCACCUGUCCAAGCUUGGAGAGUGUGGAGCCCCAGAGCUACACGCUAAUCCCAGGGAACAACAUCCUCCUGCAGUGCCGGCCCGACUCCAACCUGGCCCAGGUGCGCUGGCUCUAUGACGGCCAGCCGCUGGACCCCUCCGACGGGAAGUACUUCCUGUACCGCGAGGGCCUGCUGAUCCGCGACGCCUCUGAGGGCGACUCCGGCCAGUACACCUGCCAGUCCGUGGAGCGGGUCGGAGGGAACCGGCACACCAGAACUGUGGCGGUGUACCAGCCGGGAGAACGGCCGUUACCCUCCACAGACGCCCUUCCCACCGAGACCCCGCCCACAAACGCACCACCCACAGAGGUCCCACCGACAGAUGCCCCGCCCGCAGGGCCUGGCCUGAUUGGCUUACAGGUGUCGGUGGCCAUGCUGUCGUUCCUAUUGGCUACCCUGUUCGUCUUUAAUGUGUGCCAAGGCCACCUCCCUUUGACUGCGUGCUGUGAGGCUGUGAGGUGUUAUAGGCCCAAAGUUACUCAAGUACAGCCUCUCAAUAUUAACUGUCCCCCAGCAAGACUGCCAAGCCACAUGUUCCUCUCAGGAAACCCUGUCAUUAUGACUCUUCCAGAGUAGCCUUCACUGACAAAAUAGAACAGAAAAUAUCACAGUUGAAAUUUUCAGUUGAAGAAAGGGAAUAAUAAGUAUAUACAAAUAAAAGAUGUCAGCAGGUGUGUGUCCUGCCUUUAAUUAAGAAGAUAAGUAUAAUGAAGUAAAAUAAACCUCAGUGUUCUGCUGUAAAUCUUGCCAAAUGGUUUCAGGAUCAGACUUUACAUGUAGGUAAACCAUGAAAAGAUAGUUCACAGAAUCCAUGGUUGGUCAGCCUAGCAAACCUCAUGAACAUGUAGUAUCUUAAUGUGAAUUAAUAAAACUUAAAAACUAUGUAAGAAAAAUCUACAGCAAAAUGAAGUGUUGAUAAAGACUUUCCGGUACACCCCGUUUUAAACGACAGCAGACUUUGUUUAUAUGCAUUCUCUUUAUUACAUCAU